Molecule: messenger RNA, 3764 nt
Organism: Salvia splendens (bonfire salvia)
Lineage: Eukaryota; Viridiplantae; Streptophyta; Magnoliopsida; Lamiales; Lamiaceae
Product: pentatricopeptide repeat-containing protein At5g61990, mitochondrial
Exons: 5
Coding region: 507-3074 (855 amino acids)
Molecular function (GO): protein binding
Source: RefSeq, a predicted model, not a curated record
CUGUGAACUAUACGUCGUAGACAUGUUCAGUGCACGCGAUUAGGUUGAUAAUUAUAAUCCCGUCGUAUGUUUCGUUGUAAAUGGUGUAAAACAACGCAAGCUUAGUGAGCAACUUGGAGUGACUUGUCUUUCUCGUAUUAAAAAUCUCGUUUCAGUAGUUUAAAUUAGUUAACCAUCUCAAAAUCAAAACAAAAUAUUUUUAUGCUUGGUGUAGUCUUAUUAAGCGCAAGCAAUCUCGCCUCCCUGUGGAACACUUGAAAUACUACUACGAUACUGUAUUCUUGCAGUAGUGUAGUAUUAUUAGAGUUAAAAUAAUUGAACUUGAUAAUCUUUAUACAUUGAUUAAGAACUCUAAAAUAUCACAUCAGCUCACCAAAUUGGCUGAGGCCCAGCUUCCUGUCUCCGAUAUUAUUGACUCAAUUCUUAAACUUUGCAAUGAAUCUGAGAGGUUUCGAUCGAGGGGGAUUGUGUUUGAAUUGUUGAUUGAUGUUUAUAGGAAAAAGGGCAUGUGGAAUGAAUCUGUUGCUGUGUUUUUGGGGAUUAAGGGCGGUGGUUUUAGGAUCAGUUUAUUGUGUUGUAAUUCUCUGUUGAAGGAUUUGUUGAGGUGUGGGAGAACGGAGUUGUUUUGGAAGGUUUAUGGGGGAAUGUUGGAAAUGGGAAUCAGUUUAGAUAUUUACACUUGUGUGAGUGUUAUUACUGCUCAUUGCAAGGUUGGGAAUGUAAGAGAAGCUAAAAGGGUUCUAAAAGAGAUGGAGGAGAAUGGGUGUGAUCCGAAUGUGAUUGCUUAUAACACCCUUAUCAAAGGGCUAUGCAGAAGUGGUGCCAUUGAUGAUGCUUUGCAGCUGAAGAUGGAAAUGGUUGAGAAGGGGUUGGCUCCUGAUCAUUAUACUUUUUCAAUAUUUAUUGACUGGUUUUGCCAGCAUAAGAGAGCUUCUGAGGCAAAGUUAAUUUUGCAAGAGAUGUAUGAGACAGGCUUAAACCCUGAUCAUAUUGCAUAUACUGCAGUGAUUAAUGGGUUCAUGAAAGAGGGUGCUGUGGAUGAGGCCUUUCUAAUCAAGGAUGUAAUGGCUUCGCGAGGAAUUAAGUUGAAUUUGCUAAAUUAUAAUGCUAUUAUACAUGGUCUCUGCAACAAAGGUAACAUGGAGAGGGCAGAAAGUCUAGUAUUUGAGAUGAUUAAAUUAGGAAUAAACCCUGAAAUCCAGACAUACAAUUAUCUGAUUUAUGGGCAUAGCCGAGAGAGUAAUAUGGAGAAGGUCUUGGAAAUUCUGGCUUGGAUGAAUGAAAGAAACUUGGCACCUUCAAUAUACACCUUUAAUGCUAUAAUAGAUGGAUUGAGUCACACAGGAAAUCUCGAACAAGCCCACCUGUUAUUGUGCAAUUUAACUGAAAGAGGUAUCACACCUAAUAUUGUUAGCUACACUACCAUUAUGAAAGGUUACACGAAAGAAGGUAAAUAUGAAGAGGGAAUGAGGAUAUUAGAUGAUAUGUGGGAGAAAGGCAUUGUUCCUGAUGUUUUUUGCUAUAAUUCUAUUAUUAUUGGUCUUAGCAAAUCCAAAAGGAUGAGUGAGGCACAAACUUGUCUUAUUGCAAUGCGGAAGAAGGGAGUGAUACCGAAUGCCUAUACAUUUGGGGCAUUUAUUUCAGGAUAUAUGGAGAUUGGUGAGAUGGAGAUUGCAAAGAAAUACUUUGUGGAAAUGAUUGAUCAAGGUAUCGUUCCUGAUCUUCAUAAUUAUACAGCUUUGAUUGAUGGGCUUUGCAGAAACGGGGACAUAGUGCAUGCUUUUUCCAUAUUCAGUAUUAUGCUAGAACGACGUCUACUUCCAGAUACGCACAUUUACAGUGUGCUUAUAAUGGGCCUUUCGAAGAAUGGGAAACUGGUAGAAGCAAUGAGAAUCUUCUCCUGCUUCUGUGAUAAGGGGUUGGUCCCUGAUAUAUAUGUUUACACUUCGCUCAUUUCUGGCUUUUGUAAGCAAGGUGAUAUGUCAAAGGCUUUCAGUCUUUUCAAUGAGAUGUCUCAAAAAGGUAUCACUCCUAACAUUGUCACUUAUAAUGCCUUGAUGGCUGGGCAGUUUAGGUCAGGUGACAUAGAGAGAGCCAAGGAGCUAUUUUCCGGACUGUCUGAUAAAGGUUUGAUACCAAACAAGGUUACAUAUGCUACAAUGAUUGACGGGCACUGCAAGUCUGCAGAUUUGGAUGAAGCAUUUCGUUUGUUUAAAGAAAUGCAACUCAAGGCUGUUCCAGCUGAUGGGUUUGUUUACAAUGCGCUUCUCAAUGGAUGUUGCAAAAAUGGUGAUACACAGAAGGCUUUGUCUCUAUUUAAUGAAAUGAAAGAGAGAGGUAUAGCAUCCGUACUUACAUUCAACACAAUGAUUGAUGGAUAUUGUAAGUCUGGAGUUUUUACCAAAGCAGUUGAGUUGAUCGAAGAUAUGAUUGAUAAGAAAAUUAUGCCUAAUAAUGUGACCUUCACAAUCAUAAUCAGUCAUUACAGCAAGAUGGGUGAGAUGGAAAAAGCAGAGAAGCUUCUUUCAGAGAUGCUGAAGAGGAAUAUAGUGCCAACAAAUCUAACAUACACUUCCCUUUUACAUGGUUACAGCAAAGUAGGGAACAUAUCCAAGAUGUUAGCCAUGUUUGAGGACUUGGUGGCAAAGGGUGUUGAGCCUGAUGAAGUUGUGUACAAACUGAUGUUUGAUGCAUUCUAUGAAGGUGGGAAUUUGGAUAAAGCACUAAAGGACUGGAAUGAACUUUUGGGCGAUGGUGUAUUAAAAGGAAAGGUUAGUGAAAUGCUGAUUGGAGCAUGGUCUGGAGAUGAAGAUAUUUCGACUGUACUAGCAAUACUUGCUAAAAUGAGUGAGCAAGGGUAUAAGCCUAGUGUUACUACAUGCAGUAUCUUGGCCUAUGGUUUGCAAAGAGUAGGAUACAAAGAAGAACUACAUAACAUUAUUGAUGCCAUGGUGAGCUACGGUUGGAUUCCUCCAUCGAUGAGUUUAGUUGACUUGGUCAACCAAUAUCAACGAGAAUAUAUCCGAAGUGAUCAUCCCCUGCAAGGAGCACCUGGAGUUGCUUGUCAGAUUUAAUCCUAAUUGAGAUGAUACGGCUUUCAACAUUUUUUACCAUCAGUGCUUCAUGAAGCAUCUGAUGUUGUUCUCUCCAUAUUGGCAUUGAGUAUUCAUCACUUUCUACCAGAGGCCCUGAUGAGAGAAAUUGGAGCGUACAACGAAACUCUUCGGUCACAGGUAACAGGCAGAGCUUGUGCUGAAUGACAAACUUAUGCAUUUCACUAAUGUUGAUGUUCAAGAUGUUAAGAAGCCAAAUCCAUUAAUGGAACUUUAAUGUUCAAUGUUGUGUCAAUGAUUCAAUAGUUCCCGUGCUUAUGUCAGGCCCCAGUUAAUUCCCCUUUAGAGUUUCGGCCCAGGCCGAGUGUUUCCUGCGUUAGCUGGGACCUGCGCGUAGACCAAGGGUGAACACUCAUCCUUUAUGGCAUGGACUACCAGAGUGAUGGUAUUCAGUCCUGUUCGCUCACCAUGGUUUCGACCCCAGCCAUCUACGGGACUGCACCUUGAACUAAAUCAGUUUUCUCCAUAAAAUUUACAGUGAACGAGAUCGCGAGGUAUUACAUGAUGCUUUAGUGAUGAUUUCUCUAGGUUCUGUUGAAUAAGUUUUAUGGAAUGUACAACAUAAAUUUACCUAUGUUGAUGGUUCCCUGAGUUUCUGUGAAUAAAAAAAAAUUAUGUAUCAAUAGAAAUCACCUCUGAUGAGUUUUAUAU